UUAGAGUGAAUUUUUGGGAGCGCUGGAAUUGCCUCAACGUUAUCGUCUCCACUGGGACGGGAGCUUUGAGCUCACAACUCUCACCUCCGCCUUGGCGCCCACGGGAGCACACCGGCGACCGCAACCCCACUUCCACGCCUCCACCCUCCAUGCGCGCCUAGUCCCCUCCCUUCCAAAUCCCAUGCCUCUCAUGACCGUUGCCUCCACGCACUUCCCCUUCCCCUCUACCUCCUCUUCCUCCUCCACGCGCCAUCUCCGCCGUGCCGCCACCGCCAUCGCCGCCUCGGCGGCUUCAUCUGCCUCCGAUGACUUCUACUACCCCCUUGCCGACCCCUCCGUCCGCUGGCCCCACCUCAGCUUCCCGCACCUCCCCGCGCCGCGCUUCCCCGCCACCGUCAUCGCCACGCCUCCGGCCCCAGCCAGGCUCCUCCAUGGGGAGGAGGAGCGCCCCGCGGAGCCCUCCGCCUCCAUCCCGGCCUCUGCCGCCGUUGCCGUCGAGCCGCUCGACGCGCGGGCCCACCGCGGGAGGGUGAAGAAGCUGAGCAAGCUCGCGUUGCGGCGGGCGCGGGACUGGCGCGCGCGCGUGGCGGGGCUCGUGGACGCCGUCCUGGCGCUGCCCCCCGGCGCGCCCGUCGACGAGGUGCUCGAAGGCGCGCGGGCCGCGCCCGACGAGGUCGCGCUCGUCGUGCGCGCCAUCGGGGCGAGCUCCUGGCGGCGCGCGCUGGACGCCUUCGAGUGGCUCGCGCGGAGCGGCGCUCCGGCACCCCGCGCCGUGGCCGUCAUCCUCGGAGUCCUCGGCCGCGCGCGCCAGGACGCGAUCGCGGAGGAGGUCUUCAUACGCUUCGCGGGCGAGGGCGCCACUGUUCAGGUGUUCAACUCCAUGAUGGGUGUCUACGCGCGUUCUGGCCGAUUUGGCGACGUACGGCAGCUGCUUGACACAAUGCGCGACCGGGGCAUCGAGCCUGACCUUGUUAGCUUCAACACUCUCAUCAAUGCUAGGGCAAAGUCCGGGUGUUUAGCUGCCGGCGUCGCCCUUGACCUCAUGCUUGAAGUUCGACAAGCUGGGCUGAGGCCGGAUGUUAUCACUUACAACACGCUCAUCAGUGCAUGCUCACAGAGUUCUAAUCUGGACGAUGCUGUGAUGGUGUUUGAGGAGAUGAUAGCUUCAGACUGUCAUCCCGAUUUGUGGACAUACAAUGCAAUGGUGUCGGUGCAUGGCCGGUGUGGGAAGGUGCAGGAGGCUGAGCAGCUGUUUAGGGAGCUGGUGGAGAAGGGCUUUAUGCCUGAUGCAGUCACUUACAAUUCUCUUCUCUAUGCUUUUGCAAAGGAAGGGGAUGUCAAGAAGGUGGAGCACGUGUGCGAGGAAUUGGUUAAGGCUGGGUUCAAGAAGGAUGAGAUAACUUACAAUACAAUGAUUCAUAUGUAUGGAAAGAUGGGCAGGCUUGACUUAGCGGUUGGUCUUUAUGACGAGAUGAGAGCCAUGGGCUGUACUCCAGAUGCUGUGACCUAUACUGUCUUGAUUGAUUCUUUGGGGAAGAUGGAUAGGAUUGCUGAGGCAGGGAAGGUGCUGGAGGAGAUGGCCGAUGCGGGAUUGAAGCCAACUUUAGUAACUUUCAGUACUUUGAUAUGUGCAUAUGCCAGAGGUGGGAGGCGGGUAGAGGCAGAGAAGACAUUUGAUCGCAUGGUCGCAUCAGGUGUCAAACCUGAUCGUUUAGCGUAUUUGAUUAUGUUUGACAUUUUUGCAAGGUCUGGUGAGAUGGAAAGGUUGAUGGAUCUGUAUCAAAAAAUGAUGAAGGAUAGUUACAGGCCAGAUGAUGGCAUGUAUCAGGUCUUGCUUGCUGCACUUGCAAAGGGAGAUAAGUGCGAGGAGAUCGAACUAGUUAUCCAAGACAUGGAACUAGUUUGUCAAAUGAAUCCACAAAUAAUAUCAACAAUGCUCAUCAAGGUGGGGUGCAUUUCUCAGGGCACUAAGCUGUUAAAGAAGGCAUGUAUUCAAGGAUAUGAGCCUGAUGGUAAGAGCUUAGUGUCCAUUAUGGAUGCAUAUGUCACAAUUGAAAAAUAUGAAGAAGGUCUCUCUUUGCUUGAAUGCAUCCGGGAGCAUGUCCCAAUCUCCCACAACUUGCUAUCUGAAUGUUCCAUCAUGCUUCUAUGCAAAAAACAGAGCAUUUCUGCCUUUGAAGAGUACAGUAGAAUGCAACUGUUAAAAUAUGGAUCCUUUGGUCGAGAUUGUAACUUGUAUGAGGUCUUGAUAAUAUGCCUUGAGGAAGCUGGGCUCUUUCCUGAAGCUUGUCAAGUGUUCUGUGAUAUGCAGUUCAUUGGCAUAAAGGCUUCUAAGAAGAUUUACGAGAGUCUGAUUUCCACAUACUGCAAACUGGGAUUCCCAGAAACAGCACAUAGGUUGAUGGAUGAUGCUUUGCAAUCUGGUAUUUCGCUUAACGUUCUUUCGUCUAGGGUAACUAUAAUCGAAGCAUAUGGGAAGAUAAAACUCUGGCAGCAAGCAGAAAGCUUCGUGAAAGGACUGAGGCAAGCAUCAGGUAUUGAUAGAAGGAUUUGGAAUGCUUUGAUAUAUGCAUAUGCUGAGAGCGGCCUUUAUGAGCAUGCAAGGGCAGUCUUUGACAAUAUGAUGAAAACAGGUCCUCUACCAACUGUUGAUUCAGUUAACGGAAUGAUGAGGGCAUUGAUUGUUGAUGGCAGAUUGGACGAGUUGUACAUGGUUGUACAGGAGCUUCAGGAUAUGGACUUCAAGAUCAGCAAAAGUACAGUACUCCUUAUGCUUGAUGCUUUUGCAAAAGCUGGGGAUGUAUUCGAGGUAAUGAAAAUAUAUAACGGAAUGAAGGCAGCAGGAUACUUGCCAAACAUGCACCUCUACAGAAGUAUGAUUUCUUUGCUCUGCCGUAAUAACCGAUUCAGGGAUGUUGAGUUGAUGGUUGUGGAGAUGAAGGGAGCAGGAUUCAAGCCAGAUCUUGUUAUAUUUAAUUCUCUUCUUUUGAUGUAUACUGCGGCUGCAAACUUUGAUAGGACAGUACAAGUUUAUCAAAGUAUUCUGGAAGCUGGCUUAGAGCCUGAUGAGGAUACAUACAAUACAUUGAUAGUCAUGUACUGUAGAAGCUUGAGGCCAGAAGAAGGUUUUACACUCUUGAAUGAAAUGGGUAAAAGAGGUCUGACACCGAAGUUGCAAUCCUACAAAAGCUUGCUUGCUGCAUCUGGAAAAGCGGAACUCAGGGAGCAAGCUGAGCAGCUUUUUGAAGAAAUGCGAUCGAAGGGAUAUCAGUUGAAUAGAUCUAUCUAUCACAUGAUGAUGAAAAUAUACAGGAAUGCCGGCAACCAUUCCAAAGCUGAGCACUUGAUAGCAGUAAUGAAAGAGGAUGGCAUUGAACCAACAAUUGCCACUAUGCAUAUCCUCAUGACUUCUUAUGGGUCUGCUGGGCACCCGCACGAAGCUGAGAAUGUAUUGAACAGCUUGAAAUCUUCCAGUUUGGAAGUCAACACUUUACCAUACAGUACUGUCUUUGAUGCUUACUUGAAAAAUGGUGACUAUAAUCUUGGAGUCACAAAGCUGUUGGAAAUGAAAAGAGAUGGUGUAGAACCAGAUCAUCAAGUUUGGACAUGUUUCAUUAGGGCUGCUAGUUUGUGUGAGAAAACUGAUGAUGCAAUUCUUCUUCUAAACUCUUUACAGGAUUGUGGAUUUGACAUUCCCAUUAGGCUCCUGACUGAGAGGACACCGUCUCUGUUAAGUGAGGUCGACAAUUAUCUGGAAGAGCUUGGAGCAUUGGAAGAUUCUGCUGCUUUGAACUUUGUAAAUGCACUAGAAGAUAUGUUGUGGGCAUUUGAACGUCGAGCAACUGCUUCAUGGAUUUUCCAAUUGGCAGUAAAGAGAAGCAUAUACCGUGAAAAUAUCUUUCGUGUGGCAGAAAAGGACUGGGGAGCUGACUUCCGCAAGAUGUCUGCUGGGGCUGCACUUAUCGGUCUUACAUUGUGGCUUGAUCACAUGCAAGAUGCUUCACUCCAGGGUUCACCAGAAUCACCCAAAUCUGUUGUACUGGUCACAGGGGAGGGGGAAUAUAACAUGGUAUCCUUGCGUAAAACCAUUAGAGCUUACCUUUUGGAAAUGGGAUCCCCAUUCUUGCCAUGUAGAACCCGGUCAGGUCGCUUUGUGGUAAAGGCUUACUCUCUUAAGAUGUGGCUGAAAGAUUCUCCUUUCUGCAUGGACCUUGAGUUGAAAGAUGCUCCAGCUCUUCCUAAAUUGAACUCAAUGAAGCUGACUGAAGGUUGUUUCAUGAGAGCUGGCCUUGUACCAGCAUUUAAAGAUAUACACGAGCGACUUGGGGAAGUAUGGCCAAAGAAGUUUUCCAGAUUAGCUCUGUUGUCAGAAGAAAGUAGGGACGAGGUUAUUAAGGCUGAUAUACAAGGAAGGAAAGAAAAACUGGAGAGAAUGAAAAAGCAGGGUGUUGUCAUAGCAAGAAAAUCUAACAAAAGACCACGAAGAGCAAAAUUUAUUAGGGACCAAAGCAUGCAAGUGGUAUCAAAGUAGUUGCUGCCUGUUAUUGUUUGGUUCAUCAUGGCAUUUCUUUAAGCAGCGUCUGGCAUUUACAUGAAUAUUUGUUGAUGCGGUGAAAAUGACAAAGGGAAUAUAACAUUGCUGCUGUUUCUAUUGGUUCCGAUAGGUCUCGUAAACAAAGUUAUGCUCUUUUUUGAACAAAAUAAUGGGAUGCGUGUUCUCCAAGGUUUACUAAGCACAGUCGAGUAACCAGCUCAUCGUGUGAUGAACAGGUGGUGGAUAUAAUAUAUAUCACUCAUGAUGACAUGAUCGAGUGAAAUUAAAUGCAGACCAAUCACGUGUUCACAUGAUAUUUGAGGAUGGUCGUAUUACAAGAAGCAGCAGGAAAUUUGUUCUUUUCAAGUAACUUCUGCACUGUUCUAACGUGAUGAACUGUCCGGUCAACUGCAAGUUCCUUUGCUACCUGUAUACCAGUGCUUGGAGGCAUCAAGGGUCAUGAAAUUGUUCGUACUGAGUGACAAUGAUGCGUAAGAAGCUUACUCCGAGGGAAGGAAUCCCAAGGACGACAGGUGCUCUUCUCAGGUGCAGCUGCCACUUGUGCUGACAGUGAGAACUUUCAAUUCAGUGUCAGUGUUACUUGAUACCCGUAUCCAAUUUUUUUGCCAAAUUAGACAUCCCGAAUAUGCUGGUAUGGACUUGCACAGCUCCUUUCGCAUCUCGUGGAGAAGACAGAAGACCCUUCAAUAACUCUGCAGAUCUGCAACCUGGGACCAUGCGAUCUGCUUGCAAAGUUCGAUGAAUUCUUGUUGAAAUUUGAAAUGUUGAGCUGACAUAACAGAUCCGGUUUCCUUUGUACUAAUCGUAAGUCAGAUGUCUCUCUUUUCGUUGGAAUUCUUCAAUAUGAUUCAAGAGGCAGUAGAAAGUUUUAAGCAUCCUUUCUUCAUGAAAAUCUUUGCCAUUGCCAUUGCAUCUUGAGAGAUCUGGAAGCAAAGGAACUCGAAGAUUUUUUAGUGGUCCACCCCUCGAAGCAAAGGAACUCGAAGAUUUUUCAGCAGUCCACCCCUACUUACAAUAAUCAGAAGAACUGCUUCAUGGACACGGUGCACUUGACAGCGCGCCUCGUCCUAGGGCUUGUACAUAGCAUUCGUCGCUAUUGCAAUUCUGUUUCCUAAUAAAUUUUUGAGUAAAAUGCACACAGAGGUCUUUAAACUUGUCAAACUAUAUCAUUUAGGUUCA
Messenger RNA from Phragmites australis (common reed), 5734 nucleotides. Its product is annotated as pentatricopeptide repeat-containing protein At3g18110, chloroplastic. The record is from RefSeq and is a predicted model, not a curated record. Gene Ontology annotation, molecular function: protein binding. Lineage: Eukaryota; Viridiplantae; Streptophyta; Magnoliopsida; Poales; Poaceae. The transcript has 9 exons. The coding region runs from base 182 to 4531 and encodes 1449 amino acids.